AUGUCGGAAUCACCUCCCCCACCGCCGCAAUGGAACAUUUCCACCAUGGCCGGCAAUGCCAUGCAAUUUCUCCGUCUCCCCAUGCUGGCUUCGUCAGGACUAGCAGUUAUUGCAAGUAGUCUACUAUACUUCAAACAAAAUGAAAUAAUAUAUCCACGAACUGUACCAGUCGAUGCUCGUACAAACGUUCCAAAGGCAUCAUCUUUCGGCAUAUCUGACUAUGAAGACCUUCAGAUCCCAACUCCUGACGGCGAGUCACUGAAUGCCUUGUUUAUCCGCCCGUCGAAUAAGGACACCGCUCGGGACGUCACAAUCUUAAUGUUUCAUGGCAACGCUGGAAAUAUUGGUCAUCGAGUACCCAUUGCAAAAGUAUUAACAAAGGUUCUGAACUGCAAUGUGUUCAUGCUUGAAUAUCGCGGAUACGGGCUGUCCACCGGGACGCCUGAUGAAAGGGGUCUGAAUAUCGAUUCCCAAACAGCUCUUGAUUACUUACGAAACCGAGCAGAGACAAGAGACACGAAGAUUGUAGUCUACGGACAGAGUCUUGGUGGCGCUGUUGCGAUCAACCUUGUGGCCAGAAACUUAGAAAAGGGCGUUAUCGCAGGUCUCAUCCUCGAGAACACGUUUCUAUGCAUCCGCAAACUUAUUCCAUCUGUCUUCCCGCCUGCUCGCUAUCUCGCGCGCCUAUGUCAUCAGUAUUGGAGCAGCGAAGAUGUGCUUCCGAAGAUAGAAAAUAUUCCCAUUCUAUUCCUGAGUGGCCUGAAAGAUGAAAUGAUUCCUCCCUCGCAUAUGUCGCAACUGUUCGAACUAUGCAAAGCCGAAACAAAAGUGUGGCGCGAGCUUCCCAAUGGUGGUCACAACGACAGUGUCGCAGAGCCCAACUACUUUGACUAUAUUCGGGCAUUCGUCGUAGACUACGUAAUCGACUGA
This is a messenger RNA of Talaromyces marneffei, 930 nucleotides long. RefSeq lists its product as uncharacterized. Bases 1 to 930 code for a protein of 309 amino acids. Gene Ontology annotation, molecular function: palmitoyl-(protein) hydrolase activity. Gene Ontology annotation, cellular component: membrane. The record is from RefSeq and is a predicted model, not a curated record. Lineage: Eukaryota; Fungi; Ascomycota; Eurotiomycetes; Eurotiales; Trichocomaceae. The transcript is spliced from 4 exons.